Molecule: messenger RNA, 270 nt
Organism: Necator americanus (New World hookworm)
Lineage: Eukaryota; Metazoa; Nematoda; Chromadorea; Rhabditida; Ancylostomatidae
Exons: 1
Coding region: 1-270 (89 amino acids)
Source: RefSeq, a predicted model, not a curated record
AUGAUUUCAAAUUGUACCCCUACAAAUUCGCCAAAGGACACUGCUUACCGACAAAGUGAAGACCUCAAGAUUGAAAAAAUGGAGAAAGAUGAGAUCUUUGCGUGCUAUGACAAACUUGGUCAGAUUCUCUUCACAGAAGUUAAGAUAAUUACCGUUGAACCAGUUCGAUAUGGAAAAAAUGGAAAAGAAGUGAAAAAUUGGAAAAAAAUCAACGGAAACUGCGGUCAAAAGGAUCUGAAGGUCGUCAGAGUUGAGAAAACUCAUUUUUAA